Messenger RNA from Peromyscus leucopus (white-footed mouse), 2619 nucleotides. It is a transcript of the gene Mak, whose product is annotated as male germ cell associated kinase. Gene Ontology annotation, biological process: intracellular signal transduction; cilium assembly; protein phosphorylation. Bases 411 to 2357 code for a protein of 648 amino acids. NCBI's taxonomy places the organism in Eukaryota, Metazoa, Chordata, Mammalia, Rodentia, Cricetidae. Gene Ontology annotation, cellular component: cilium; nucleus; cytoplasm. The transcript is spliced from 15 exons. The record is from RefSeq and is a predicted model, not a curated record. Gene Ontology annotation, molecular function: ATP binding; protein serine/threonine kinase activity.
GGAUACGAAACACACACUGCGCUGGAGCUUCACAAGGGAGCGAACGAGGUAAGCUGCCGGCGCCGGCGGGUAAUCCCGAGCAGGCUGCGGGACCCAGCCCGACCUGAGCAUCGAAGUCGCCCGGCAUGUCGCCUCGGCGCCCUGUCCAGCCAGGGCCACUCUCCGCCGGGAGGCGGGACCUGGACGCCGGGUGUCCAUAAGAAUGGAAGCAGUGUCUCUUUGCCAGAUUCCUUAUCGCUGUAUCUCAUGAGUCUACCUGAUCUCAAGGAAGAGCCAUAUUUAAUGAUGACAAGCCUGUCGCCAGUGUAGCAACAAGAAGGAAAAGGACCACAAAUAAAGAAGUAUUUAGAUUUCUAUUCCACGAGGAAGAGAUCUCCGUGAACAGCCCUGCCACGUCACCUUUUCCCAAGAUGAACCGAUACACAACCAUGAGGCAGUUGGGGGACGGCACGUAUGGGAGUGUGCUUAUGGGGAAGAGCAACGAGUCUGGGGAGCUGGUGGCGAUCAAGAGGAUGAAGAGAAAGUUCUAUUCUUGGGAUGAGUGUAUGAACUUGAGAGAAGUUAAGUCCCUGAAGAAACUCAAUCAUGCUAAUGUGAUUAAACUAAAAGAAGUUAUCAGAGAAAAUGACCAUCUUUAUUUUAUAUUUGAAUAUAUGAAAGAAAACCUCUAUCAGCUGAUGAAAGACAGAAACAAACUGUUCCCUGAGUCAGUCAUCAGAAAUAUUAUGUAUCAAAUACUGCAGGGGCUGGCCUUUAUCCAUAAACAUGGCUUUUUUCACAGGGACAUGAAACCGGAAAACUUGCUUUGUAUGGGUCCAGAGCUGGUGAAAAUUGCUGAUUUUGGACUUGCAAGAGAAUUAAGAUCACAGCCGCCAUAUACUGACUAUGUGUCUACCAGAUGGUAUCGUGCUCCUGAAGUUUUACUAAGAUCGUCGGUGUACAGCUCUCCCAUUGAUGUGUGGGCUGUGGGAAGUAUAAUGGCCGAGCUCUAUACCUUUAGACCACUUUUCCCAGGGACAAGUGAGGUUGAUGAAAUCUUUAAAAUUUGCCAAGUGUUAGGGACUCCUAAGAAAAGUGAUUGGCCAGAAGGAUACCAGCUUGCCUCCUCCAUGAAUUUCCGCUUUCCUCAGUGCAUUCCUAUAAACCUGAAAACUCUCAUUCCCAAUGCCAGUACCGAGGCUAUUCAGCUUAUGACAGAAAUGUUGAGCUGGGAUCCAAAGAAACGACCAACUGCAAGCCAGGCAUUGAAGCACCCAUAUUUUCAAGUCGGUCAGGUAUUGGGCCCUUCCGCACACCAUCUGGAUGCAAAGCAAACUUUAAACAAGCAGUUACAGCCACUGGAACGAAAGCCAUCUUUCUCUGAACGGGAUCCUCAGCCUUUGCCAAACAUACUUGAUCAGCCUGCCGGGCAGCCCCAGCCAAAACAGGGCCACCAGCCACUGCAGACCAUUCAGCCACCACAAAACACAGCCAUCCAGCCACCUCCAAAGCAGCAGGGUCACCAGAAACCACCACCAGUGAUGUUUCCAAGUAUUGUCAAAACCAUGCAAACGAAGCCGAUCAACACACUGAGCCAUAAAGGAGCCCGGAGACGCUGGGGCCAGACUGUCUUCAAGUCCGGGGACAGCUGUGAUGACUUUGAGGACUGCGACUUGGGAGCUUCCCAUUCCAAGAAGCCGAGCAUGGGUGCCUUCAAGGAAAAGAAGAAGAAAGAGUCUCCAUUUCGGUUUCCAGAGUCAGGACCGUCAGACUCCACCCACAACAAGGGGGAAAACAGGAGUUUACAUGCAGCUGUUUCCUUAAAGUCCGAUACAGACUUGUCAACUGCUUCAACAGCCAAGCAGUACUAUUUGAAACAAUCAAGAUACCUUCCAGGUGUGAACCCCAAGAAUGUGUCUUUGGUAGCCAGUGGCAAGGAUAUAAACUCACAUGCUUGGAACAAUCAACUGUUUCCCAAGUCAUUGGGAUCCAUGGGGGCGGAUCUUGCUUUCAAGAGGAAUAAUGCAGAAGAAAGCAUAAUUAAACCGAUUGAAAAACUGUCAUGCACUGAAAAGUCUGCUGAGGAGCUAGAGGACCCACAAGGAAACCUUGGAAGCUACACCACUUACAACCAGACAGGAUACAUGCCUUCCUUUCUCAAGAAAGAAGUGGGGUCUGCUGGCCAGAGGAUCCACUUGGCACCUCUUGGUGCAACGGCUUCGGAAUACACCUGGAACACAAAAGCUAGCCGAGGCCAGUUUUCAGGACGAACUUACAAUCCCACAGCAAAAAAUCUCAAUCUUGUGAACCGCACCCAGCCGGUCCCCUCGGUGCACGGGAGGACAGACUGGGUGGCGAAGUACGGAGGCCCCCGGUAGGAGGGGUGGAAACCCUGCAGCAUUGCUCCGCAGAGGACUGUCAAGGCCUGAUCCUGGGAGACGUCUACACAGUCCAUUUCUACUGAGUUCCACAGGAAACACACGACCGUGGGUACCUCCGAGAGCAGAAGUCCGCUCCCAUUUUCUUUCCGGGACAUGCAAUGCGUUCUCUUCACUCGUGGCCCGCAGAGCUGGUGCGGCGCCAUGCUGAGACUUCCGAGCAGGAUUUUACAGAGUAUUGAAUAAACUAUUUGCCAAAGUA